AUGGCGGUAGAGGCCGGCAGAAUGGACUGGCACUUGAUGCCUAAGAGCUUCCAGGGGACGACCGCUUGGUACAUAUGCGUCGUUGCGAUUGUUGCCUAUGGAAUUUACCGGAUCCUUCAAAUCGGGCGAAGAGACAAACGCAUGCCUCCAGGGCCUCCUACACUACCCUUGUUGGGAAAUCUUCACCAGAUACCCAUCACUGGAAUAUUCAAGGAAUGGGGCGAGGAGUUCGGCGGAAUCUAUUCCCUCAAGUUCGCUUCCUCCAAUGUCAUCGUCCUCUAUGACCGCAAGGCAGUUCAUGAUCUGGUAGACAAAAAGGGUUUGCUCUACGCAGAGAGACCUCACAGCUUCGUGAAUGAUCUGGUUACCCACGGAGACAGCCUUGUGUUUCAAGACCACCAUGAAAGACAGAAAGCCAAACGCAAGAUUGCCACCCACAAUUUCUCUCCAAAAGUACUGGACGAGAGAGUCGCCCCCGUUCAAGAUGCCGAGGUGACGGUCUUGUUGAAUGAUCUCAUCCAGAAGCCCGAGGACUUCUAUAACCACAUGAAACGCUUGACCUCGUCUAUCGCUUGCAUUCUGGUAUUCGGUCACCGAGCCCUGUCGUAUGAGGACUUCUGGGGUCAUUGUGUUUACGAUGCAUUGGACAAGGUAUUGUUGACCAGCAGCACCACUGCACGGUAUCCAUUGGACGAGUUCCCCGUGCUCAAGUAUCUGCCCGAGUUCCUGUGUCCCUGGAAAACCCGAGCUAAAUACGCCGGGACUGUGAUGCACAAUAUCUGGAGCGAGGCGCGCAGAAGAGUCGACGAACGAAGGAAACGGGGAGACAUUCGGACCUCCCUUGGCUCCCUCGCCGACAAGCUCUUGGAUGAGUACACAGAAAAGGGCUCCCCCUUGAGCAAGCAAGAGCUUGACCACUUUUUCGGCUUGCUUGUCGAGGGUGGCGCUGAAACGACUUCUUCCACGAUGCUGACCCUUGUUCUCUGCCUCGCCAUGAACCCUCACGUCCAGGCAAAAGCUCAGAGGGAGCUGGACGCUGUGUGUGGUACAGAACGGAUGCCCCAGUGGUCAGAUUUCAAUCGUCUUCCAUACAUAAACUGCAUCAUCAAGGAAGGAAUGAGAUGGCGUCCUGCGGCGCCUGUAGGCAUUCCCCACCGCGUGGCCGAAGAUGACUACUACGAAGGAAUGUUGAUUCCCAAAGACUCGACUAUAUUCAUUCCUACAUGGGCUCUGCACCAUGCGGAGCGGUUUGGCUAUGACGACCCUUAUAGAUUCAAGCCUGAGAGAUACAUCAACCAUCCGAAGCUUGCCAACGACUAUGCCGGUGGCGCCGACUACAAUAACCGAGAUAAGCAUUCCCCCUUCAUCCUAACCAAACUACUCUGGGCUUUUGAUAUCCUUCCCGGUUUGGACCCGGCCACGGGGAAACCGGUCAAGCUGGACCCCGACAACUAUAUCGAAGGUCUACUACAUGGUCCAGCUCCGUUCAAGUGUGUAUUUAAACCAAGAAGUCAGGCACACAUUGACGUUAUCACGCGGGAGCUCGCCAGCGCCAGGAAAUUCCUUGCUCCGUAUGAGUGA
Molecule: messenger RNA, 1581 nt
Organism: Fonsecaea monophora
Lineage: Eukaryota; Fungi; Ascomycota; Eurotiomycetes; Chaetothyriales; Herpotrichiellaceae
Exons: 9
Coding region: 1-1581 (526 amino acids)
Molecular function (GO): oxidoreductase activity, acting on paired donors, with incorporation or reduction of molecular oxygen; heme binding; iron ion binding
Source: RefSeq, a predicted model, not a curated record